Molecule: messenger RNA, 980 nt
Organism: Acanthoscelides obtectus
Lineage: Eukaryota; Metazoa; Arthropoda; Insecta; Coleoptera; Chrysomelidae
Source: the annotation of a GenBank genome assembly
CUCAUUUGAUACGCGUAGGCUGGGCCCAGCGUAUUUUCAUUUUCAUUUACGCGACGUGCAGCCCGCAAUGUUUCCCCGGGUAUAUUUCUGUAGUAUGUCAUUAACAUCGCUCAAAAGCAGAAUCGCCAAUUAUCCAAAAUAUUCGCUACGAGUAACGAAUACGUUCAUCCGAUCACUGAAUCUAUUUGCGGUAGAAAAAUAAACAGAAUCGAACAGCAGAUUUAGCGUCUAAGUUGCUCUGCUCAAAUCAGUAUUCUCGUUAGUACUUCGAUAUGGAGGAGAAUAACAGUCCAAGUGUGAGUCGAUCGAACGCGAUGGCUUUGAUGAGAUUCUUCAGCGUGGACACCGACACGGAGGUCAACUUACCGCAUACUACUUCAGGAAUCCAAGUGCCGGAUUUGGUUGAUUUGUGGGCCAGGGAAUUUAUACUGAAAGUUGUACAAUUGGCAGUGGGCUUCAUAUGCAUCGGUCUCUACUCCGAGGGACUGAAGAUCGUAAUCGAUUCGAUCAGCUCGAUGAUGUUCCCGAACGUAGUCUUCAGCAGUUUCCUGAUCAUCACCGGUGUGAUCAUCCUGAGCAGACUCCUCGGCUGUCCAGUGCCGCAGCUGCUCACCAGGAUUUUCGGCAUAUUGGGGGCGCUUUUGUACUUGGCCUCGGCGGCUGUGACAACUUACGAAGCGCUCACCAGAGUGGACAAGGCGGACUUGAUCAGGAUCAGGUGUUUGGUGGCCACCGCGAUGCUCAGUUAUGUGAACAGUGCCGUGUACGGCUUGGACGUGUAUUUCAGUGUUAAAAAGACGUUGGAUUUUGACACGAAAAUAUAAGGCUAUAAAAAGGUUACAAUAAAUGCUAAUAAAUAAAACGAGUGUUCUAUUGGAAACAAGUAUUAUAAUCUCACCUUGCAGACAAAAAUAUUAACGAUAAGUAUGUUUCUAAGUUGAUAAGAAAAUUUGAAGAAAGUGGAUCUAUCUAUUUAAUAU